AUGGAUCUGAUUUUGUCCGCCGGUAACAACAGUGAAAUUAAAUUGAAGUUAGCCAAUCGUCUGUACGUCCAGGAGAACUAUCGUCCGCUUGAUGAUUAUUUGUCAACUUUGAAAAAGUUUUAUUCAGCGAAAAUCGAAACUGUCGAUUUCGUGAACGCUAAGACAGCUGUGGAGAGCAUUAAUAAGUGGGUCGAAGAACAGACGAACAAUUUGAUCAGGGAUUUAUUGAGUAUAAACGACAUCAAUCCUGACACUCGUUUGGUUUUGGUGAAUUGCAUCUAUUUCAAAGGCAACUGGGUGAACAAGUUUGACAAUACACAAACGGACGAAAAGGCGAUAUUCACGUCAGAUGAUCAAACUCAGUCAGAAAUCGCGCUCAUGUAUCAAAAGAAAAAGUAUAAUUACGCUGACAAUCAGACACUCAAUGCUCAAAUCGCUCAUAUUCCUUACAAAAGUGUUGAUAAGAAUAGUACUCGGUUCGUUUUCACUGUCAUUCUCCCGAAACGGGGAGUGAAAUUGACCGAUGUUGAAGGAAAACUGGAAGACAAGCAGGUGUUGAAGCAAGCGCUGAGCAAUACACAACAGAACGAACUGGAUUUCUAUUUGCCCAAAUUUAGAAUGGAAUGUCAAUUUGAUUUGAACUCAACCCUAAUGCACUUAGGGAUGACAGAUGCAUUCAGUCAAAGGGAUGCUGAUUUUACUGGUAUUGAGUCUAGUAAACAAUUGAGCAUCAGUAAAGUGAUUCACAAAGCGUACAUUGACGUCAACGAGGAAGGUUCAGAAGCAGCUGCAGCAACAUCGGUGAUAAUGAUGAGGUGUGCAGUGAUGCGUUCUGAAACAGUCGAGUUCAAAUGUGAUCGACCAUUUUUGUUCUUUAUUCGUGAAGCGAAUCGUGAUAUUCCUCUGUUUAUGGGAAAAUAUUCGAAGCCACCAUCAUAA
Messenger RNA from Didymodactylos carnosus, 939 nucleotides. NCBI's taxonomy places the organism in Eukaryota, Metazoa, Rotifera, Eurotatoria, Philodinida, Philodinidae. The record is from the annotation of a GenBank genome assembly.